CAUACCCCACAUCUAUCUGGCUUGAUUACAGGAGUACUCCUCUUAUCAGCGACUUCGAUAUUAAGAUUUCUUUGUUACAUUUGCAACUUUACAAGUAACGCUAAACGCUGAGUAGCGUGCACAUCUUAUUCGUGCUCACCAGCCGCUGCUGAGUAGAGUUCGUAGUUGAGAGAGGUUCUGAUGUGUUUUUGCAAAAUGACUAUGUUAACAACAGGCGUUUGGCUGCAGCCAGCAGGGACCGGUAACAUAGCUGGAUCUGCGCGAAUUUUCGCUAAACGAAUAUAAAACCAGCGGUCGCGAAUAUUUGCCCAGUCGUCGAUUGUUUUCAGUGAACCGAGUGCGCAAAGCGAUUUCCAAUCGAGCAAAAUCAAUUUACGCUAAAAUGUUCUGUUAAAUAAUUAAAUGUGUACGAAUAGACAUAAGCACAACUAAGUUAAUUUGCUAAAUUAAAAGGACAUUCAAAAGCUUUCACGCUGCUAUCCACAUCAUUAGAGGUUCUAAAGUUCAAAGUGUAUUCAAAUGCCGGUAUAAUCGCGUAGUCGCGGGAGCGUGCGCGCAUAAAUUCGUGUGCCAGACAAAAGAAUCGUAUUGUGCAAAUGCUAAUCGUUUAAAUUUAAAAUAAACAAACAAAAAUCUUAAAAAAUUAAAUUUUCGAAAUUUUUCGUAUUCAUUAAUGUCGUUGUGUGUGCCACAGUGAUUUAGUGUUCUGACUCUUUGACGCAUCAGCACAUAGUGUAAUCACCAAAAAUCAGCGAUAACGUGAGAAUAGCUAAAAUAGCAAAAUAAAUAAGAAAAACGCUAGCAAAACAAACCGUGCUGACAUCGAAUUUGAAUAAAAUACAGCCGCAGAAUAAAUAAAUAUACAUAACAAAAUGGAAAUACAGAAUUUGCACGAGCCAACAAUGUUGGGAAAGAAACGGGAUUUCGCGAAAAAAGACGCGAUUAUCCUUGAGGCGCGGUACACGUUGUCUGAUCUUUACCCAAUACGAAGGCUAACGCAAAAAAUGGAUAAUGUACUGAAUGUAGCCGGCAUAACACAACCCAACCCUCCAGCUUCAACUCCAUAUACAGUGGGGCUCAUUACCGAGAAGGAUAAAGAGGCGGUGCUGGCAAUGCUUCGGAAAUUUUUCUUCAAG
Bactrocera dorsalis (oriental fruit fly) is the source of this 1136-nucleotide messenger RNA. It is a transcript of the gene speck, whose product is annotated as arylalkylamine N-acetyltransferase 1. The record is from RefSeq and is a predicted model, not a curated record. Gene Ontology annotation, molecular function: N-acetyltransferase activity. NCBI's taxonomy places the organism in Eukaryota, Metazoa, Arthropoda, Insecta, Diptera, Tephritidae.